This is a messenger RNA of Alosa alosa (allis shad), 951 nucleotides long. Its product is annotated as putative helicase mov-10-B.2. The coding region runs from base 175 to 951 and encodes 258 amino acids. NCBI's taxonomy places the organism in Eukaryota, Metazoa, Chordata, Actinopteri, Clupeiformes, Clupeidae. The record is from RefSeq and is a predicted model, not a curated record. The transcript is spliced from 6 exons.
AGUACAUUUCCUCGGAAGAGCCAAUUGUUGUGUAAACAGCUAUUUGCGGUUAGGUUCAAAUAACUUCAGGGUUGCACUUUCCUAGCCGACAGUUGGAGAGGGAAUCCAUUGUGUUUUUUUAUGUUUGAUAGUUAGGCUACUGUAUAGCCUAUUUAAGGACGGUUUGGGGGGAGGAUGCCGCGACGAACACUGUAUGAAAACCGUCAGAUAGGACUUGACUUUAUUGAGUUCCUGGGCGAAAGUAAUAGGCGGUCUGUUAAAUUCACUAAACAAGAACUCAAAGAUAUCUACAACAACGAGUUCCGGGACAGGGAUGCCAAGGACUCAAAUUUUUCAAAUGUCUUGUUUGCACUUUGCCAUGCGAAUAAAGCGCGUAUUAUCCGUGGGCGUGUGCACAUCGAUCCUAGGGUGAGACUGCUGGACCAGUGGAGACAGCCCCGCAAUCCUCCCGCCCCCCCGCCACCAUUAGCCAAUGGCGCGGCAGCGCCAGCGGGGGUGUCUGAGCCAGAGUCUGCCGUCAAGGCCCGGAGACAAAUGGCCGCGAGUAUCUACUCCAGAAUCAACAGGGACAGGUCGGAGUUCAUCGCUGACCGGGGGGGCGUGCGGAUCUCCUCUGGCCAUCAGCAGGGUGAGGGGCGGAUCUGUGUGAGUGUGCAGAGCGCGGCGGAGUGUGAGGUCCAGCUGUGUGUGGAGAACACGGGCGACGGAGCCGUCCUCUUCACCUACUACUCCCUACUGCACUGGGUGGUCUGCUUCAGCCUGGAGGACGAGCAGAAGGUCACCCGCGCCCGACCUCUGCACCUGCCGCCAGGAGAGCAGUAUGGCGUGACUCUGCGGUUCUGCAGAACUGACCCGAGGUCUUGUUCCAUUCCUCAGGAGAGCCGUGACUCUCUGCGGUUCGGGCUAGCACGAGAGCAGUAUGGCGUGACUCUGGCGGUUCUGCAGAACUGA